This is a messenger RNA of Gadus chalcogrammus (walleye pollock), 2981 nucleotides long. It is a transcript of the gene spidr, whose product is annotated as scaffold protein involved in DNA repair. NCBI's taxonomy places the organism in Eukaryota, Metazoa, Chordata, Actinopteri, Gadiformes, Gadidae. Gene Ontology annotation, cellular component: nuclear chromosome; nucleoplasm. The record is from RefSeq and is a predicted model, not a curated record. Gene Ontology annotation, biological process: regulation of establishment of protein localization to chromosome; double-strand break repair via homologous recombination. The transcript has 18 exons. Bases 184 to 2886 code for a protein of 900 amino acids.
CCCGGCCAUUAAAACAAACGCACACAGCCUAGCGGUACCCUCCAUGUAGCAGUUGACCAAGACGUUCAGAGUUGCUUAACUAACACCUUUCGACACCGGUAAACGAUGAUGUCGUAAACUACGGGUCCAGCCCCUCAACUGACCUUGUAUCCCCGCCAGUAUGUGAACAUAAGAGCCAGAAAGAUGCCAGCAUGUCUUAAGCGUAAGAAGUUCUCCAGGGACAUCAGGUGUGUUGUCUUCCCGGAUGAGGUCGGACACAACAGCGCUAACUCCGCGGCGGGGUUAACUGCCCCAUCCACCGGCAGCUCAGCCGCCAGGGCGUGGGAGAGGUGUGGGGAGAGCUUUAUUGACCUUCCUAAAGUCAAGGAUGGCCAUUCGUCUGGAAGGACAUUGUCUGCUGUCAGGAAGUUGGACCCAGCCUCUUUUUCAGUGCAUGACAGCUCUGGUCACCAUGACGAUGACCCCGUGGACAUAGCGUGGACCUCCAGUGAAAAUGAGGGGUCGGGUAACGAGAGUCCGAAGCAGUCUCUGGCUAAAGCUGUGCCUCCUAAACGACAAGAGAGGAAGAGAAAGAUACAGAGACCAGCCGCCAGAGCAUCGCACGCGCUCCCUGUUGGUGAAGCGCCUAGCAUCUCCAGUCACCAUGACGACGCGGACCCGUUGGACAUCGCCUGGACGUCGUCUAGUGAGAGUGAGCGGUCGGAUACAGAUCACGACCGGUCUCUUGCUAGAGCAAUGGCUCCCGGACCACCAGAGAGGCGUAGGAAAACUCUCCGACCCACCGCCGCCGUUGAGUGCUCCGACAAGCCACCCACUGAUGAAGAAGACCUUCCCAUCAUUGAUUCAGACAGUGAUCUGAACGGCUCUCCUGAUCAGUUGAAACGGGACAGUGCGGGUCAUAUAUCUGAGUGUGAAUCUCCACGGCAUGCCGUCGACGGGGGCCUGAAAGCACCUAUAUCACCAGGGCCCUUGGGUGAUCCUGAUGCCUCAGACUGGGCGACCCGGGAGGGCGGUGGUUAUUCAGCCUCCCUGAACCGACCGGACGGUCACGGCCAGGCCAACAAGAGGUCGCUGGGUGACUGGGUCAGGGCGGCGCAGGCCAUGCACAUGCACAUGCACACGCCUCGGAAGCAAGCCGACGCCCAGUCCAAAACUCCGGAAGACUCUGGGAAGAAGAACCGGAAGCUCACCAGCGGGGGGUUUGCAGAGAGGCUGACUCGGCUCCAGGGCAGACAGAGGUCAUCCUUCAGCCUCUGGAGACACCUGUCCAUCGCAGAGGACUCUGCAGCCACAGCGGUGCAGCCUGGCGUGCUGGUGCUGGAGGUCCUGGACGUGCGGGAGGAGUGCAGCAUGCAGCUGGUCCACUGCCAGCAGCGCCGGCCCCCCGGGUGGGAGACCACCACCCCCGCCGCCGCCGCCGCCACUCCCACAGCCGCCCGCCUCCUGGUGCUCUUCGACAGGAAGACCUCGGCGCAGCUGAGGCCCGCGCCCGGGGACAUCAUCCACGUGUACCCUCCAUGGCAAAGACUUGACGUCGAAGACGAGAGCACCACCGUGAUCCUAAACACGCACUUCAGUCAGAAAGUUUAUUCGGACGUGAAAACCACCAACCCACAGGCCCAGCCCAGGCCCUGGCCCCCACUGGCCAGAUGUGUGCCCUACUCUUUGUCAAACACAUUCGGCCUGCAUGGAGCAGACAGCGUCAAAAGGAAGGACGCCACCACCGAGCAGGUUGCGAACGGCGAGGGGGUCGUCGGAGGUCCGGGGGAUAUGGACUGGGCUCCGGGGCACUCCCUCCUGGAGGUCAUCGAGGGCCUGGGGCGGCCGGGGUCCGUGGGGCCCGAGGUUCGGGUCGUGGUCCAGCGGGUGUACUCCUGCUACGUGCCCGAGCGGCCGACAGCGUCGGCGGCCCGGCCCAGGGCGCCACCGCCGCCCGCGGCCCCGCCCCCACGGAGAGGCCGAAGCAGGCUGUGCGCGCUGGUCCAGGACGGCCGUGGUAUCUUCAGCGUGGUUCAGCUCCAGCCCCUGCCCGGGGACCGGGAACUGCAGCAGUACACCCAGAAGUGGCAGGGGCGGGCCUGCACCCUGAGGAACGUCAAGGUGGUGCAGCGGGUUACUCGGGAAAGGUACGGUAGAGCUUUCCAUUUGAUAGACAGUGUCUGGCCUCCAACGAUUCCCUUUCAGGGCAGAGGCACAAGCGCCGCUCCCUGCUUCUACUACCUGCUCUCUGGCCAGGAGGACUCUGUUGAGGCCCUGGAGGGCUCGGCCCUAUCAGCUCUCUACCUCCCCCCCAAAGAAUUGCCCCUUCGGGAUGUCCUGCGGAGUGCCGGAGGCGUGCGUUGUCACAGUUUCACUGCGACCGUGGUGUACGCCAGCAUUCUGGGGGACGCUGUAGACCAGGCUGAGGUCUGGUUGUCGCUGACGGACCCCAGCCUCCAGGAGGAGGGGGAGGGGCGGGCCGAAGGCGGGGGGCCGUGCGGGCGAACGGUGCCCGUGUGUAUCAGCAAUUCCUGUGUGCUCACUUCCUCCGUCGCCGCGGCGAUACGCUCGCCCACGGCCGCCAUCUUGUCAUUUAGAGACGUCGUAAUGGAGAACGGCGCCCUGCUGUGCACAGAGCAGUCGGUGGUAGAGACCCCCCACCCAGACCGGGCGGGCAGGUCGGAGCUGAACGGGAGCGAGCCCCCCACCCCCACCAGAGCCACCCUGGGGUGCGGUCUGCCCCGACCAGUGAGGCUGGAUCCCCUGGGUGCGGACACCACGGCCCACUCUCUGUGUACUCUCACGGGAGUAAUCGUCGGCGUGGAGGAGGACACGGCUUGCUCCUGGCCCGCCUGCAGUGCCUGUGGAAGUGACCGCUUACAGGCCACGGGAGUCGGGGAGUCGUAAGUGAUCACACAAAACACGGCUACAACAAACCCCCCGGGCUGUCUUUAACCGGCCGUUAUCAGCAGCAGCACAGUCAUACGUGAAGUCCUGGCCCC